Macrosiphum euphorbiae (potato aphid) is the source of this 2142-nucleotide messenger RNA. Lineage: Eukaryota; Metazoa; Arthropoda; Insecta; Hemiptera; Aphididae. The record is from the annotation of a GenBank genome assembly.
AUGGCCACAAAAAUCGAUGAGAACCCGAUUAAACGGUACAAACCUUCCAGUCCGACACCUCAGUUAAGAUAUCAAGAAAACGGAAACAGUAUAAUGGAUCCAAUGGAUGUAUCAGUUGAAAACAAUGUAGCAACUGAAAAAAUUGCCAUUUUGGAUGCAGGUGCUCAAUAUGGCAAGGUAAUUGAUCGCAAAGUCAGAGAAUUAAAUGUUGAAAGUGAUAUGUUGCCAUUACAUACUUCAGCAAUAACACUAAAAGAAAAAGGAUAUAGAGCAAUUAUAAUUUCUGGAGGUCCUAAUUCAGUUAAUGCUAUAGACGCACCAAUAUAUGAUGCAGACAUAUUUAGAAUAGGAUUACCAAUUUUAGGGAUUUGUUAUGGCAUGCAAAUGCUAAAUAAAGAAUUUGGUGGCCAUGUCGCUGCAACUAUUGGUCGUGAAGAUGGUAUUUAUAAUAUUGAUGUAGAUAGUCGAUGUUUAUUAUUUAAAUCAUUGAGCAACAAACAAAGUGUUCUACUUACUCACGGCGAUCAUGUUGUCAAAGUUGCAGACAACUUUAAUGUGAUAGCUACAUCCAACAAUAUGGUUGCUGGUAUUGGCAAUGAUACAAAAAAAAUGUAUGGUCUUCAAUUUCAUCCUGAGGUGAACUUAACAGAACACGGAACUCAAAUGCUUAAGUCGUUUCUUUAUGAUGUGGUUGGAUUAGCGGGAAGCUAUACAGUAAAAAGUCGCGAACAGGAAUGUAUUAAAUACAUAAGAGAUCAAGUUGGCCAGAGUAAAGUUUUGGUACUAUUAAGUGGUGGUGUUGAUUCUACAGUAUGUGCUGCACUUUUACACCGUGCAUUAGAUCGAGAACAAGUGAUUGCUGUGCACAUAGAUAAUGGCUUUAUGCGCUUGGGUGAGAGUGAACAAGUAAUGAAGUCUUUGAAUGCUCUAGGGUUAGAUGUUAAAGCUGUAAAUGCCACAUUUGAUUUUAAAAAUGGUACAACUAUAUUGCCUGAUUUGCAUGUAUCCAAUCGUACUAGAAUUUCUCCUCCCCUGUGUCAAACUAGUAAUCCAGAAGAAAAGAGAAAAAUAAUUGGUGAUGUUUUUGUCAAGACUGCUGAUAAGUUCCUUAAAACAUUAAAUUUGUCUUCUGAAGAUGUGUUCUUGGCUCAAGGAACUUUAAGACCAGACUUAAUUGAGUCUGCUUCAAGUUUAGCUAGUACUAAUGCAGAUACUAUAAAAACACAUCAUAACGAUAGCAAGUUAAUACGUGAAUUACGAGAUAAAGGACGUGUCAUUGAACCCUUACAAGAAUUUCACAAAGAUGAGGUUAGGAGAUUAGGAAUGGAUUUAGGAUUGAGCGAAAGUAUUGUAUAUAGACAUCCAUUCCCUGGACCGGGUCUUGCCAUCAGAAUAUUAUGUGGAGAAGAACCUUUUAUUGAUAAAGACUUUUCUGAAACACAAGUUGUAGUUAAAAUUGUUGUUGAAUACAAUGAUAUGGUUUUAAAGAGUCAUGCACUUUUAAAUAGAAUAGAAAAUGCAACCUCUGAAAAUGAACGAGAGUUGUUGCGAGAAAUAUCAUCCAAACAGAAAAUGUCUGCCACGCUAUUACCUAUUAAAAGUGUAGGAGUUCAAGGUGAUAAACGUUCUUACAGUUAUGUGGUAGGCAUUUCUUGUACAGACCCUGAACCCGUGUGGGAAGACCUUUCUUAUUUGGCCAGAAUAAUUCCUAGAGUAUGUCACAAUGUCAACAGGGUAUGUUACAUUGCUGGUUCACCUGUGGUUUACCAAGUAUUGGAUAUAACACACACAUAUCUAAAUGUUCAAGUGAUAGAUUUGCUGAAACAAGCUGAUCAUGUUAUUAAUAAAGUUUUAACAGAAUGUCCAAUUAGUAUGCGCAAAGUAAGUCAGAUGCCGGUAGUACUUGUACCUUUACACUUUGAUCGAGAUAUUGCUUAUCGUCAUCCAUCAUGUCAACGUUCAGUUGUCAUCAGACCAUUUAUUACAGAAGAUUUUAUGACUGGUAUUCCUGCUCUACCGGGAAAGCAUAUAUCCGCUGCACUUGUACAUAAAAUGAUGGCUGCUGCUCAAAAACUACCUGGUAUAUCUCGAGUAUUAUAUGACCUCACGCCAAAACCACCUGGUACUACAGAAUGGGAAUAA